Messenger RNA from Aspergillus mulundensis, 957 nucleotides. RefSeq lists its product as uncharacterized. NCBI's taxonomy places the organism in Eukaryota, Fungi, Ascomycota, Eurotiomycetes, Eurotiales, Aspergillaceae. The coding region runs from base 1 to 957 and encodes 318 amino acids. The record is from RefSeq and is a predicted model, not a curated record. The transcript is spliced from 2 exons.
AUGAAUCUGGCUACGCCUCCGGUGGAAGUGGAUUCUAAAGGGGAUCUAGUCAUCAUUUGUUCUGGCAUCCCAUUACUUGUGACAAAGAGCGCUCUUUCCUUAUCUCCGCGCUUGUAUGAGCUUUGUGCGAUUGGCAACGACAGCAGUCUCCGCCGCGGCGAAGCGCAAUCGCCUCAACCAACACAACAUGUGCCUACACCGAUCUACGUCGCCGAAGAGCCAUAUAUAUUCCUCCUCUUCCUGAACGUUCUGCAUCAUAAUACCAACGCCCGACCACGUUCACUCGAUGCUGUUGCUUGGACUUCUCUUUCAGCCUUGGUCGACAAAUACAUCUGCAGAGUCGCGUUGCUUGACGAAGGACGAAGAGAGUGGCUACAACCCAGCUUGCAGCACGGGCUCAAGGCCGAGGAUGUUUGGAGGCUGCUGCGAUUUGCCUACAACCUGGGUUUACAAGAGGGUAUGUCGGGUGUCUCAAGAACAAUUGUACAGAUGCGCUCCGAGCCAUUUACCACGUGGGACUUUGCGAAGAACAAUUUAGGGGACAUGCCGAGAGCUAUCCUUGAUCAUCUAGACCGGUGUCAAGGCGUCCUCUUCUCAAGAACAAUUCAAGCGCUCUCGAGCGUCACGACUACCAUGGCCGUUUCGAGGUGCGCAUCGGCGCAAGCGUACAUUGGAAAAUACAUUCAGGAACUAGCUGCGAAGGGGAUUCUACCGGAGACGCGGGCAUUCCGAGAGAAGACGUAUUUGCAGGUUGUGGGUGAGGCUCGUCGGAUACCGGAGGAAAUCUACAUCAACUCCAAAUGCGGGAGGAAUGGCCCGGAAUGCGAAUGCGUAAAGCACAUCGGGUUUGCGCAGAAGCAGCACUUACUUCGUCAGCUGGCAAGAUGUUUGGAUACCAACAACGUGGUACUGUGUUUGCGCUGUCUGGGCGAUACCGAAUGUGAAGCUCAUCGUUGA